AUGGAUGGCCAAAGCCCUCUACUACUGACCUUUUCAGGUCAAGAUUUCGAAAUCAGUGUCCCUGAAUCGGCAGCAAGAGCUCAUUCUCCUGUGCUUGCCGCGGCUCUAACACCCAAGAAUACUACGAUUAUUUCUGUCACCGAGUUCGAUUUUCCUACUGUCCAAUGCUUGGCUCAGUAUCUCGAGACUGGGAAUUAUGGGGUGAACGCUGGUAGCUUUCCAAGUGUAAUAUCGGCCAUCGGCCAGCCUGUCCCCGAACACUACACCAGAGAUCUGUUGAUAAGCCAUGCACGAGUCAACGCCAUCAGCGCUCAUUUUGAGAUUCCGAAACUUUCUCAGCUCACGAGAUCCCACAUCGCACCGACCUUGGACCAUUAUUGGUUUGAUUCUGCGUAUCUCGCUACUGUCACGGCCGCCUUGGGCUCGAAGGAUCCUUACUUGCAACGCCUGCUGGUUUCCAAGGCCAGAGAGCAUUUAGAUUCCCUGAUCGCCUCACCAGAGUUCGAUCAUGCUACGAUGCUGCGAAGCUUUCACAGCACCUUCCGAGUUUCUCCCACACUUCCACAAAAGACUGCUGAGACCGAGAGUUCAGCCGAGAUUGAAGAGCUCAGGAGGCAAGUGUCAAUAACCUCAUCCGAACGUGACGACCUUCAGCAACAGCUUACAGCUGCCUUAUCUGGGAACAAACAACUUCGUCAAAGAGUAGGGGAUAUCUCUUCUGAGCGUGACCAGCUCCAGCAACUCAUCCAGGAUAGGGAUGUCAGUGAGGAGCAGUGCGAUAUUGACUUCAAGAAGAGGUUAGAAUCUCAAAAGGCCGAUUUCAAGAAGCACCUUGCUGCCACCGCGUCCGAGAACGACCGACUAAGCCAGAGCGUCGCCGACCUUUCUUCAAAGCACCAACAGCUACAGCGACGUAUGAAGGAAGAGGAACAGAAGGCAUCUCGGUCUACUCGCGAGCUUGCAGAAGCUUCCGCGGCCCGGGUCGAGUUACAAAACGAACUCACAGCGUCCACUGCUAAGAGUGAUCAACUUCGAAAGGAAAUCUCGGCUAUCUUCACCGGGCGCCAGCUUCUCGAUCAGGAACUAAGGGUGGCGGAGGACAAGGCCACCGAAUACGCCCAGAAGCUCGAAGAGAAAUCCAAGGCCCAGGAAGCAGCCGAAAGAGAGUUGAGAGUCGCUAGCUCUGAGCGUGCCUUACUGAGAAAACGUUGGGACCAAGAAAGGGAAAAGGUCAAAACUCUGACCAAAUCGAACGAAGACCUAAGCCUCGCACUUGAACUUGAGAAAAGCAGCGACGCCAGUGUCAUUGCCCGCAAGCGAGAUGAUUUGAAGAAAGCUCUUGAGGACGAACAAAAAGAGGUUGCAAAGCUUACGGCCGAGAACAAACUGAAGGCCGAGACGCUUGCGGCUGCAAACAAGAGGGCUGAUGUUUACGCCGCUCAAAAGCUACGACUGGAAACCCAGUACUCGGAGGAGCUAAAGAAAUCAAACAGCUUCAAGGCCGAGCUAGAUGCAGCGAAACAAAAUGCAAGUUUGGCGAUGGGCCGCGAACACGCGGCGAACAAUAAGAUUACCAAACUAAUCGACACUGUUCAUAAACACGGAUGGUGCCGCAACUGUGGGGAUGAUUUUGGAUCAUGGAUUGAAGAUGAUGGCUCAUGGCUUAUCUUACGAUGUUCUAAUUGCCGAUGCCGACAUUAUAAUUGA
Molecule: messenger RNA, 1707 nt
Organism: Fusarium sp. VM40
Lineage: Eukaryota; Fungi; Ascomycota; Sordariomycetes; Hypocreales; Nectriaceae
Source: the annotation of a GenBank genome assembly